CACUACAAGAAAAAUAGACAACGGCGACAGUCAAUUUGAGGCACUAGUAAGUGAACUGCCGCCGCUCUUGUCAAUACUGACAGUUACUACGACGUUCAUUGAACCGCCUUUACUCUCUGUAAAUUUCGACGGUUUUGUGUGUAUUGCGGCGGCGAUUAUGAACCGCACCUGUAUUCUUAUUAGAGGGCGCAAUCUUAUUUCCAAUUUUUUCAAUCAAAAUAACAAAAGAAAUUCACAGCUUUUCAUUCCUCGGUUCGAAUUUCACCGUUCCAAAUCCCUAAAUCUGCGAUUCUCACUCACAAGCUUCAUUCCUUAAAUCGCUCGACCUUCAAUCCCUAAAUCCGCGAUUCUCACUCACAAGCUCCAAUCCCUAAAUCUCUCAAAGCUACGUUCAGAUUCAUCUCAAGCUUUGUUCAAAUUUGUUAUUCAAUCUCUCAAGCUUCGAUGAACCUUCAAGCUUCAGGUUCAACAUUCAAGCUUCGCUUAACCUCCAUUCUCCAUUCAACUUUAGGUUAUAUAAUUUGGGAAUUAGGGACUUAGGUUGUAUCGUGAUACCAGAUUUUUGCUUUAUGGGCCACAGGUUGUGGUAAAACACAGAUUGCCGAAACUGUUACCAAGCCGUGGUGUCAAUCCUGUGAGUUGUGGCAUAUAUAUAUGGAGCCAAGCCAAUUGUCCUGAAUGAAUCAUUGCAAUGGAGGCUUGCAAUAGCUAUGUUGUAACACAUGUUCAAUUACAUGACACUCUUGAAUUGGGUUUGCAGCCAGGAAUUACUGAGGCACUUUUGGUCUUCCUAUCUAGUAACAACACAAAGCCUUGUUAAUAAGGCCAGAAGACUGAAAGAUGCCAUAUCACAAAUAGAUACCAAACUUGAGGAAAUAAAGGUAUCUGAAAUAAAGGUAUCUGCACAGUCAGACCUGCGGCACCAGGUUUCCCUUGUUGUCCAUCCAAAGCACCAGGCUUUGGAAGCUGCCUUGGUACAUUACGGUGCUGACGAUAAGAAAAGAAAUGCUAAAAGGGCCAAAGCCAAAUGGUUAUGUUUAGGAGAAUGGUAUGUCUAUGUGCACUUCCAGCAUUAUGCCAUAACAAUUUAGGAAUUUAUAUUCCAUAAAUUUUGUUGUGACCUCAACAGUAUGCCUAUUUAUCUCUAUAUUGUGAUGAAAUGAAUUAUUAUUAUUUUUUAAGAAGAAAUGAAUUAUUAUUAGAGUUAGUGAGCCAUGCAUUUACUCAAUAGUUAGCUUUGUAGAAAUUACUUGUUUACAUCCUAAGUCCUAACUGCAAGAUAUUAUAGAAUUUAUCUAACUUCAAUUUUACCAUGACUUGAUUUUCAAGCUUUAGAACACAAUUUCUAAGAGUAUUGACUGUUUUUUGUUUGUAAGCGAAGAGAGCAUUGACCGUAAUUCUUGUUGUUCUUAUGUUCCAAAAGGCUAUUAAUUCUUUGAGGUUGAUGCUUAUGUA
This is a messenger RNA of Trifolium pratense (red clover), 1455 nucleotides long. Its product is annotated as general transcription and DNA repair factor IIH subunit TFB1-1-like. Gene Ontology annotation, cellular component: transcription factor TFIIH holo complex; transcription factor TFIIH core complex. The record is from RefSeq and is a predicted model, not a curated record. NCBI's taxonomy places the organism in Eukaryota, Viridiplantae, Streptophyta, Magnoliopsida, Fabales, Fabaceae. Bases 723 to 1091 code for a protein of 122 amino acids. The transcript has 7 exons. Gene Ontology annotation, biological process: transcription by RNA polymerase I; transcription by RNA polymerase II; nucleotide-excision repair.